UAUCGGCCUUCUUAUCACGUGGUCGCCAUACAGGCUGCUUUGUUCCUGGGCUUCCUGUGGAUGCACUCUUUGCUCUCCACCUAUCCCUACCUACGGCUGCUCCCUCGAGCCUUCUCCAUGGCCACACGGCCGCCCGAAGCCCCGGCCCCCACUGGCUCGGAUUACAUCUCUGGCUCCGUCUCAGUCGUCUUUGUCACCUGCCCCAAUGACAAGAUCGCCAAGACUAUUGCCAGGUCCAUGGUGGAGAAGCGACUGGCCGCCUGUGUCAAUCUUGUACCUCAGAUCACAUCUGUCUAUGAAUGGAAAGGAAAGAUUGAGGAAGACAAUGAGGUGAUGAUGAUGAUAAAGACUCAAACUGCCUUGGCACCAUCCUUGACAGAAUUUAUUCGUUCUGUUCAUCCAUAUGAAGUGGUUGAAGUCAUUGCAUUGCCCGUGCAACAGGGGAACCUCCCAUACCUUAACUGGGUAAAAGAUAGCACUACUCCUCAAUGAUGAUCCUAUUUUGAUGACUUUUGAGACUACUCUGAUACC
Messenger RNA from Dromiciops gliroides (monito del monte), 531 nucleotides. Its product is annotated as protein CutA-like. The record is from RefSeq and is a predicted model, not a curated record. Gene Ontology annotation, molecular function: copper ion binding. Lineage: Eukaryota; Metazoa; Chordata; Mammalia; Microbiotheria; Microbiotheriidae. The transcript has a single exon. The annotation marks the transcript as partial. Gene Ontology annotation, biological process: response to metal ion.